This is a messenger RNA of Diachasma alloeum, 4761 nucleotides long. RefSeq names its product leucine carboxyl methyltransferase 1. The transcript is spliced from 4 exons. Gene Ontology annotation, cellular component: cytosol. NCBI's taxonomy places the organism in Eukaryota, Metazoa, Arthropoda, Insecta, Hymenoptera, Braconidae. Gene Ontology annotation, biological process: C-terminal protein methylation. The coding region runs from base 801 to 1751 and encodes 316 amino acids. Gene Ontology annotation, molecular function: protein C-terminal leucine carboxyl O-methyltransferase activity. The record is from RefSeq and is a predicted model, not a curated record.
CAAGGCAUGACCCUUGCAACCCUGUCAACGGGGUUCUCGCACCAGAACAACUGUGUUGUUCGCAAUCACGCAAACACGCGGUCAAACAGAUCUAAAACCUCCUUGGUUUAGUUCCUCAUUAAAAUUAGUUCCUAUAGAUUUCCGGAGAAAAGAUUUUCGAAGAGCAAAAAAAUUCUUGCCACUUCAACUUCCCCCGAAUUCUCAAAGUUUCGAUCAACAAAAUAUUCAUCAAGUCCUCGUUCAAACCGAUUGAAACCUUAUCAAGUGCAGAAAUAUAUUCCUUCUGAAUACACCGAUCAAAUUUGAGAAUCAAAGUAAUUCAGCGAAAACACCGUCACCAAUGUAAACAGUAAACAGAAGAAAAAUUACUCACCAAAGAUCAUCGUACUCUCCGAUGUACCCGCCCUCCAGGCAAGAAAAUAUCACCGAUGGGGUUGAUAAAACACACGUCUCACAUGAUUCUGAUCACUAAAAACUUCUGAGUAACUUGUCAUGUGCACAACUGCAGUUCAAAAUACUGCCUUGUGUUUACCUCUCCCUGUGUUUACGGAUACUGCCGUGCACCCCCACUUUCACUCCAUUCACAACUAUCUUCACACUCGCUACCAACUUCACGUUCUCUCAGCUGCACAGCCCGGCAGACGGCAGUAUGGCCGCUAGUGCUGUGAGUCGCAGUAAGUGACAGUUGAUAACCCGCCAUCAGUUUCCCCCUUCGCAACCGAAAAAUUAAAAUCCCCGCAAAUGUGCUGAAUAAAAAUGAUUUAGACUGUUCAGUGAAUCGUUACUAUUGACUAUUCAAGAUGAUAAAGGAGAUGGCUGAUGAUGAGGCCACACAGGCGACUAAUGAUGAUGCAAGUGAGUGUAAAAGAUACGCUGUGCAACUAGGUUACUGGUCGGAUCCUUUUAUUAACUUUUUCGUAAGGCAAACAGCGCGAAAACCACCAGAAAUCAAUCGUGGGUAUUAUGCCAGGGUUAAAGGGAUCGAGGUGUUCAUCGAUAAAUUCCUGAAGUACUCUGGGGGAAAAGGACAGAUAAUAAAUCUCGGUGGUGGAUUUGACACACUCUACUGGAGAUUGAGAGACGCUGGCUGCAGUCCCCAGAAUUAUGUAGAGCUCGAUUUUCCAAAUAUAACAGCAAAGAAAUGUUAUCACAUUAAAAAGCACAAGCAGCUCAUUGACAAAAUCAACACAGAAGAUGGUGAAAUAAAAUUUUCCACCACGGAUUUUCAUGCUGCUAAUUACCAUCUCAUUGGGGUAGAUCUACGACACAUAUCAGAGCUGUCGAAUAAGCUGGUACAAGCAGAAGUUGACUUCAAUAUUCCAACGUUAUUUCUCGCUGAAUGUGUACUUGUUUACGUAGAUAGUAAUGCGGCAUCUGCUCUGUUGAAAUGGCUUGCCGAAAAAUUUCCCAAUAGUAUUUUUGUUAAUUACGAGCAAGUUAAUAUGCGUGAUAAAUUUGGCCAAGUUAUGCUACAGAAUUUGAGAUGCAGAGGAUGUUUAUUGGCUGGGGUUGAAGACUGUGAAUCGUUAGAGACUCAACAAAGGCGCUUUACCAUAAACGGCUGGCAGGGUUCCAAUGCCUGGACAAUGGUGGAGGUGUAUGACUCACUGCCAGAGUCUGAGAGAAAGAGGAUUGAGCGUAUUGAGAUGCUGGACGAGAGGGAACUACUCACACAACUCCUUCAACACUACUGUAUCGCUGUCGCCUGGAAUGGCACGAUGUUCAAGGAACUUUCCAUUGCACAGGGUUAAAUGUUAUACGAAAAGAAUGAAAACCUCAAUCGAGUUACUCCAGGUAGUGAAUUUAAAAAAAAAACUAAUGCGCCCAUUUCCAUUCGAUCUGGUAACGAGAUGAUUAAUUACUCUUUUCUUUGGAUUUUUUUGUUCACCUCCAAUUGUGAUAACGAUGGGUUCUAUCAUUGUGAAGAGAGAAAAAUAUGUAUAUUGUAUAGAUAUAUUCAGACAGACUGAGAUGAACUCGUAGAUUUAUGCAAAGGAACGACAUUUGUAGCGAAUGAAGAUAAAAACCCCAUUUUAGGAAUCGGAAUUUUUUGGGAUUUAAGGGGAGGUUCGCCCUGGAAAAGAAAACUAUUCUGUUCUUAGAGGAAAAAUUUUGUGAAGUACUAUUUCUCGCAUGUUUUUUCUUCAGGAAUGGAUUUUUUUUAACCCAAUAGUCAACUUGAAAGGAGUCUACAAUGUAUCGAUUUUUUAGAUAGUUUUUUGGAUACGAUUAUCAAUUUUCGCUACUUAAUCAUGAAAAGUGGAGGAGAAAAUGCAUUUUAAAGUUAACUUGUCAACCAAAAAAAAGUAGUUAUUCUCAAUGGAUCGAUUUUAUUCUCACAUUUUCUUAUGAAUAUUAACUAAAAUGAGUGAAUUCCUAUGAAAAGAAUGGGAAAUGAAUGAAAACAGUACACAAAAAAUACAACAAUUUGAGUUUGAGGGAAGAAGGACGCUAGCGAAAUCCGAACUACUGAGAGGAACUCUGCACUGUAGAGUAACAAAAGACUAAGUGCAUGAGUACCAUUAAAUAUAGAGUUAUCGUUUAUAAGUGAAGUUUACACAUAAUAUCCCGAGGAAAUAUCAUGCGAAGAACAGUACUUAAAAAAAAUUCCCUCGGAAAAUGCAAGAGUUUUUUUCCCUUAACGUGAGUCAAAGGUCUGAUGAUGAAGUUCUGUACAUGCUAGUUAAGAUUCCCCAUCAAUUUUCCUCUUCUUUCCGUUGUUUCCCCAAUUUUUCUGUGAUGAAUUGUGAAAAGUCUAGUGACUAGGUCUCGAGAGCCUUUGAAAAGAAGCGUAUCGCCUCAGGAAAUCAUUAAAAUAUCUUUUUAAAAAGAUUCUUAAUGCGUUGUGAAACAAUAGCAACGAAAAAAUUACUUAAAAUGAAAGUAGGGAGAAAAUAAAUGCAGUGACUAAGCUGAUUUAUCAUUAUUAACAUUGUAUUGAGUAGUUUUGAAUUCGUAAUUUAAAUAUAACGAUGAGAUGAAAGAAUUCAAUUCGAUGAAAAAAUGUAUAAUUUGACUGCCACAAGAGAAUCACAAAGUGAUUCUCCAGUUUUUCCAUUUAAAUCGUAAUAUUUUCAAUAGUGAUAACUUUAAAUAUUAAUAAUAUAUUGAAUUGUCACUGCUUUUUGAUGAUUUGUCAUCCAACAGCUCUCAUCGAACAUGAAAAACAUCAUCAACUAAUUAUUUUCGUAUUUAGGGAGAACCAGGGUUGUGAAUUCAUAACAAACACAUGAUUAAUUUUCUCAGCCCAGUCUGCACGAAACUACGUAUCAUUCAUUGAAUUAUUUUCAUAAACAAUCAAUGGACACACCUGGAGUAACAAAAACUAAACCAAAAUUCCUAUAUUUUUCUCAGAAAUGAAGAUUAACGUCAACUCCUGUCGCUAUAUUCUCAAAUAUUUGUAACUCUGGAUUAAUCUGCAUGUAGUAAGACUGUUAUACUUUCCUCACUGUUUCGUUGUAUGAAAAAAAAAACGCGCAAUUGUUCAUUAAUGUCGUAAACACACACAUCCACUUUGACAUUCGAGUAUCAAAAUCCAUGGACAUUGAUUUUCAAGGGAGAGGCGUGUUCGCUCAACGAUAAAAAAUAAAUUACUAAAGUAAUUCAGUCAUGUUUAAUUCAGAUGUUGAAAAUGAAAAAAAUUGAAUCAACGAAGUUGCACAUGAAUAUAUUUUUCUUUAAUUCUUGCACCAAAGAAUAGCUGCUGUCUGACAAUACCAUCGAAUUAAAUCCUCCAACGGUUCGAGGUGUUCUCCUCUGAUUUAUGAAAGCAAGUUGAAUAAUUGUAUGAAUAAAAAUAUUCAGUAUCUUGAAUAACUGAUGAAUAUUUUCUAUUUACUACAAUCUUUCUCGUUAAGUCUCUUGAAAAUUGAAGAAAAACAUUUCGAUUGAGUUCCAGUAGAAUCGAAUGCAGACGGCAUGUCACUUGUCAAUCGAGUGUUCGGUAAAUGAAUACUUUGGGAGAACACAAAACUAGAGCUAUAAUUUCUCUUAAUUAUAUGAAUUAUUCAGCGAAAUAAUCUGCAUGAGCCUUCAUCUCAAACUUAUUCUUGAAGAAAACAAAUAUCUGUAAACACUAGAUAUAACGAUGGAAAAAGUGGAAAAGUGUAUAGAGAUUUCGUGUGCUUCCAUGUCAGUAUAAAUAUUAACAGGAUGAUCAAAGAGUUAGGUCUUGUAAGGUUUUACGUUUGCGGUGGUAAUUCGACAUGUGACACAACAACAAUUCUCGCCAUUCUUUUGUGCAAUUGCUGAAGGGUCAUUUUGAGUUAACCAGUGGACAUUGUCGAUAUUUAAAUAAGCAACAUAAAUUAAGUCUUUUCAACAACCGCUUGUUUUUCCCUUGUAAUCAGUCGUAAUUAGUGUUAAGAGAUUUACGUCUUUGAACAUCAUGUACAGCUCUGUUAUUCAAACAAUUAUUUUAUUAUUCUGUGAGGAAAAACGAAGAAAAAGAAGUAAUGGAAUAAAGACUAUCGAAUUCAAGGAAAAUAAUUUUAUCACCUUCUUGUAUUCUUGAUAAUCCAUAACAAAAUAUGCAUUUAGAGUAAAUUCCAGCAGAUUUACUCUAAAUAUCUAUUCCUGUACAUUUCUUUGAUAGAAAUUCUUAAAACCGUAUUUUUCGCCUGGUCAGAUUUUCCCCCCGCACAGCCCGUCGGAGCGAAAAAUUUGUCUUUGGAUGCCACACAUAAUUCUGUCAUGCAAAUCAUUAUUUAAUUGUGCUGUGAGGAAAAACACCGAAAAAUUCUACGAAUAAAAACCAUCGAA